CGCCAGCGAUCUUCGCUUUCCAGGGUCAUUAAUUCUUGUCUUUUUGCUGCAGAACAAGCACAUGUUCAUUUUCAUAACAUAAAGCAGAGCUGUUAUUUCUAAGAGUUGUUCUUCAUUUCCUGUGAGCUAUUCUCAUUGGUAAUUUAACGCUCUACGUUCUGUUUUUGAAUGAAAGGUAGUAGAGAUCUCUGGCCACUCGUGCUAACGUUCUGUUCGUCGGAAUGAUGGAUUUCCUCUUGGAGAUACACCCGGAAGUGUUAACGGAAGAAAUGUUGUUUCUAAGAGAAAUGAGUGGAAAUAACCCAUUUUGAGGAAGCCAUGGCAAAAUUAAAUACAAAGCGCAGAGUUUGUUCUCGGGAAUCUUCAGUAUCUUCUCUGUUAGCAAGCUGCAACCUGAGUGGUAGUAAUUCCUCUAACUCUGAUGGCUCUUUUCAGUAUAAGGAUAGACUGUACAGUUCUGCAUCUCAGGCUCUACAGGCCUAUAUUGAUGAUUUUGAUCUAAGCCGUAUGUAUCUUGGUGCAAGCACUGGAAAGAUUAACAUCGAUAAAUGUUCUGCUAAUAUGCCAGAAUUCUCCAACUAUGUUUAUAAACCAAAGAAUGCUUUUGAAAAUCUUGAUGACAAAAAAGAUUUGUCCUUAUCCUGUAGAGGACAGACUAUUAAUGACAUGGACUCCAUUAGCCUAACAACUGAUGAUCUAUUAAAACUUCCAGCAGAUGGAUCAUUUUCUUUCACUUAUGUUGGAGCAGGUCAUGGAAUUAGCAAGAAAAGCAAAAAACAUACUGGAAGACUGAGUUCAUCCAACAGUGAAAAGAAUCAAAAUUUUCAAGAACCAGCCACUCUCCUGGGCAAGGAUAACUUAGUCACCCCGGUUGUAUACACAAAUGUAAAAGGAAAGCAGUGUGGUAGGCUGAAAAACCCAAAACUUGUGAAUAAGGUUAAUAAAUGUGUUUCUGUACCAUCUUUAUCUUUUAACAAGAAAUCAUCUUUUAGGGACAGUCCAGAACACAAACUUGAAAAGAAUUACCCAAGAUGGCUCACUAGCCAGAAGUCUGACCUUAAUGUUUCAGGGAUAACGAGUAUACCGGAUUUCAAAUACCCACUCUGGCUCUACAAUCAAGACUUGCUGCCCGAUACAAAUAGUCAAAGGAUUUAUCAAAUAUUUAAAGAAGAUCACUGUUCCCCUAGGCAUAGUUACCAGGCACAAAGAACUUCUCAGCUAAUGAAUAAAUUAGAUUGUUUUGAAUAUUCUUUUGAACCGUCAAACAGUUCACAUUCCUUGAGUGAUGAUAAAGGAUUAGUUAAUGAAUAUGAAUGUGAUUCUGAACAUAGCCAAUGUCAGUGUGACAAUCCACUUCUCCCAGGAUCCAAAAAGCCAUUCAGUGGUGACAGAAUUGAAUUGCUUAUCCUGAAGGCCAAGAGAAAUCUAGAGCAUUGUACUGAAGAAUUACCGAAGUCUAUGAAGAAGGAUGACAGUCCUUGUUCAUUAGAUAAACUUGAAGCAGAAAGAUCAUGGGAAAAUAUUCCUGUUACUUUCAAAUCUCCUGUUCCGGUUAACUCUGAUGAUAGUGUUCAACAAACUUCAAGGGCAAAGUAUGCUGACGGGUUCCUUGAAGACUUUUUAAAUAAUGAUAAUCAGAGCUGUACCCUUUCUGGAGGGAAACACCAUGGUCCUGUUGAAGCCCUGAAACAAAUGUUAUUUAAUCUUCAAGCAGUGCAAGAAAGUUUUAAUCAGAAUAAAACCACAGAGCCAAAAGGCGAAAUUAAACAAGUUUCAGAAGAUGAUUUCUCUAAAUUACAGUUGAAGGAAAGUAUGGCUCCUGUUAAUAGGUCACUUCAAAAGGCUUUGCAACAUUUAUCUCGCCUGAGAGACCUGGUUGAUGAUUCCAGUGGGAAACAGUCACCGAAAAUAUGAAGAGGAAAAUAAAAGUCUAACCAAUAAAUAGUCACCACAGAACAAAAAUGUAUUUUUUUUCCUAUUGCUUAAACUGACAAAGUAAUUAGAAGCCAUAUAUUAUUCUGUGAUUGGUUCAAGUAUUAUAUAUUUUUUAAAAACCAGACUUGAAAAUGUCCAUAGAUUUUUGUGGUCUAUCCUCAUUUUGUGCCAAAAUACCAGGAGGUGAACUAGAAGGAUCCACACUAUAUGGCCUAGUCUGACUUUGGUCUUCAGGCUGUCAAAUGUCUAAUAUUCAAAGAUGGAUGAUUUCCGUUCUUGAAGCUUACAUGGACUUAACCUUCUUCAGCAUCCUCAUCAUUUUAUCAUCUGAUUCUGGAUCAUUAAGAAGCUUUUCCUGGUUUCUAUCCAAAAUCUCUUAAAUAGACUCUUUUAUAAAGUUAGUAUCCACUUAAGGAGCUUGAGGAAUGUCAAAAUUGUUAUGGUGUAUCUUAUCCAUAUGGAAGUAUGUUACUUUCAAGUUUCAUAAAGCAAACAUUUAAGAAUAUGUUAUAUUUGCAAAUAACAUUAAUUGGUGCAGUGCUAAAAGGAUGUUUUAUAUUGUGAAUUCCAGGAAAACCUCAUUUAAUUAAUGCUUUGAUUCUAUAUGUAAGAUAAUCUUGACAGUACUUGACAGUUUAUAAAAUAUUUGGGGGGGGGGUAUUUGAGAUGUUAAUAUUUUGAUAUUAUUUCCCAGAUUUAAGUUUUGAGGUUAGUUCAAACUAGUAAAAACUAUAUCAGUGGCCAGUUGCUUUAUGAAAUUUGAUAACUAAACUUAAAUGAAUAUGGAAAAUUAGAAAGUAACUCUGUAUUUUAAAGCUAUUUUGUAAGUGCUGAACUUUCUUUAAGGUUUGUCACUAGCUAGGACUGAACAGAGCUCUAUAAUUUUGCAACUUCUACCAAGCGAGCGUCUAAUAAGCAGGAAGCAUCUUUACCAACAAAAUGAAGAAAUAAUUCAUAAGACAUGGCAAAGCAUAUUAAAAAAGGCUGAUGAAAUUAAAGAAUAGGUAUGUAUACAAAUAGUACAAAUUAACACUUCCCAAAUUGGAGCGUUUUUGCUAAUAAGUAGCUUCACUGUCAAAUAGGAAUUUCUAAGUACAUUGGGUCAAAGAAUUUUUCCCCCCAAUUUAAAGCACUAUCUAAGACCUUUGUUAUAGAACUUACAUGUCAGAGACUGUGGAGUGAAUCCUGUCUUUUUUUUCCUUGCCUAGUGAGUCAGUCACUGUACUAUUCUUUUUGCCCAGUUUGAGAGUCACUUGCUAAUAAGUUUGUUGUGUUUACUCUGUGGAGGCGUUUUUGCCGCAGACAUUCUAUUUCUGCUUAUGGUCUUCUGCUUCACAGCAGAUAGUUUGCAUACAGUCAAACAAGACGUUACUUUGAUGAUUGAAAUGUGGUUGGCUGUUAAAAGUGCAGAUAGAUUUUAAGUGGAUGAACAUAGAUCUGAGCGGAGCAUGUUCCAGUGAAAUCCAGUAUCUAACGAAUUCUAAAGGCAGAGCAGACAAAGAUAUCAGAUAAUUACAUGUUAUCUGUUGAUCAGAUAUAAUAUGUUUAGUAUACCUAGAAAGCAUCUCCAAAGGGAUUAUUAUGCUGUGUUGACUCUGAGUAGCACUGAUUUGGUUAGUUCUCCCAUUUGCAAGAACAUAUAUCCAGUACUAAAUAAGAUAAGCCUGUUCUAAAAUUUUGUUACAACUAGUACUUUAAGAAACUUGAUUAUACUUACCCCAGAGUAUUUUUCCUUUUGUAUUAAAUAUGGAAGUUUAAGUUUUUUAGCAAAAAAGAGAACUUUAAAUGAUUAAUUCUAACCUUUCAAAAAAUAUAUAGGAGAUUCAAACAAGAAAAAAAUGUAAAUGAUAAAUGUUCAAUAAAUUCUUUAAGGAAUUGAUUUAAUUAAUUGUUAAAUAUUUCAGUAUUUUUUAUUUUGAGAUUUCCAGAGGAAAAAAAGGAGACAACAGUAUUGAGACUGAGUUGGGAAUUUAAAGCAGAUGAGAACAAUUAGUUUUAAAAAUAGAAUUGUGAAUAUAAAGUUUUAUCAACCUUUUUCUCUCUUUUAGGUAUAUUGAAAAAUAUUAAAUAGAAAAAGUGAUAAAAUUUGAAUAAGACAUUUCAGAUUUUUAAUUGAGCAUGAAAAAAUUUAACCUAAUUCCAAAAAUUAUUUGAGAUCAAGUGAUAAAAGUGUGAUGCAUAUGUGAAGACUUGAAACUCAACUGUAUUUUCUUUGUUAUCAGUAAGAACUCUCAGUUUUUUCUGGGACAAUUCAUUUCAGAUUCAUAGAGAUUUCUGACCAAACUGAGGAACUUUGUCUUCUUGGGUUUGUUUGGGUUAUAUGUCUCUCUAGUUAUGUUAUUUCUUGUUGAAAUUUAUAAAUGUGGAUUUGGGGGGUUAUUCUUUUGUAUUUAAUGUUUCGGAUAAUGUCUUGUUAAAUCAUAUGCAGUUAUACCAAAAUGUUGCCUGAAGAUAAAUCAUGACAAGAUUUCUUUUUUUCCCCCUAUGUUUUGAAUAUGUGGAAUCACUCAUUACUUUGAAUUUGUUUCCUUUUUUCCUGUCCCACCUUUCACUGUGUCUCAAAACCUCUUUGUUAGAAGUACUCUCAAGAAGUAAACUUGACAAUAGGCAAGUAGCAUGAAAGGGAACAAAAUUCAUCUGUGGCUAAGAUCAUUUUCCUUUUUUGAACAAAAAUAUUAGUUUUUUUACCCUCCCAGUUUAUUCUACAUUGUCCUUACGGUAGACCAGACAUGUCUGCGUAACAACUUUUUUUUUACAAUGUAGCAACUUCGUUACAUUAAUGGAGACUAGUCCAUUUGCCUCCUAAUAUUUGUUUCACCCAUGACCAUUCUUCCCCUCAUUUUCAGUUCAUACAUCCAAAGACAUCCUGACUAGUGUUUACAAGAUACUGUUGUACACACCGCCACUGUCAUCUUACUGAUUUAUUUCAGCAAGUUUGCUGCAGCUAAAUUGCUUUACUCAGAUUCUCCCAAGCUUUCUGUGUAUGUUCUCACCUUUAUGCAUAUUAUUUCCCAUACUUGAAAUACUCAGUUUUCUUUCAUUCUGGUUAUUUAAAGCUUACUCUGCCAUUUCUUUAAAGCUCUGACAGAGUUUAUACUUACUUUUCCAAACAUUCUCACCUUCCAAACUCUGGUAGGUUGGCUCUCCAUUUUCCUUCCCCAUCGCUCAUUUAGCUGUUAUAUUUCUUGUUUAUGUUUUUGAUAUUCCUCUCGUAGCAAAUUUGUAUCCCUAGGGGAGAAAAUGUCUCAAAAAGUAUUAGAUGAUUGAUUUUGUUUUGUCUCCUUGAUAGUGUCUCUUACAUAAUGAUGUAUAACCAGAAACAUGUAAAUUUAAAGUGUUAAUUGAUAAUUCUAAGCCUGAUUUCCUAUAUAAGGUUGUAAGCUCAAGAUAGGAGAAACCACGUCUUUUAUUUAUGUGAUGUCCUGCAAAUCCUUUUUAAAAUGAGGUAAAUUAAACCUAUUAUGGAAGACAUUUCUUUUUUGAUAUUACAGUUUAUCAAAUAAGAUUAACAGUUUUGUAUUUUGGAUGACUUGGUUAUAAGCUUUCUAACCUCUUGAGCCCUGAAAACUUUUAAGAUUUUUAGUUUUUAUAUAGUCUGCAUUUCAUCAGGUACAUGAACUAUUUUACAGGUCUAGGACUAAGUCUAGGGAAACUUUCAGUGGCUGGUUUUCAUUGUGUUGCUUCUUUGAGCCUGGCUUGUUGGGAAACUAUCAGUCUGGGUCCAAUCUAGAAACAGAAACCACACGGUGAUUGUAAACAAGAGAAGCUUAAUAUAAAAAAACGUUUUAAAUUGGUCAGACUCCCAGGAGUUCAGCAUUUGCAGCAGCUGAAGAAGUGGUGUUUCCCUGGACCUGGCUGCCUCCCUCUCUCCCGGGUUCCACAGGGGGAAAAAAAGUUUUAAAUUGUGACAGAAGAUAUAAGAUAUAAGAGAGCUCUAUAUGGUACCCCAGAGAUAAGGGAGAGUACUCAAGGAAGGACAACCUUGUAAGAAGGAGCUAAGAUUUGGGGUCAGAGCUUGUUGAAGGAGUAGCUGCAGUCCACUUGAUGGCACAGUUUACUGGUUUGUCCGGACCAGAGUCGGUUUUCAGUUACUAGGCAAGCAGGAAGCCAUUCUCCAAGGUUCAGGGAAGCUGCAGGUGGUGUCUGGGUGUGGGCCUGGAGAGGGAGUGAGGAUUCUUUUUGCAUGCUGGACAGUGCUGGCUGGACACCUGGAGCGUAAGGGGUUUGUAUUGGGAAAGUUGAAGGAAGUUGAUCACCAGCCUGGGCCAGGUCUGUGAGGUCGCCAAGGAGAACCAUACAUUCUGGGACUGUGACUGGGGCAGAGAACUACCUGGUGUCUUUAUACCCACCUUGUUUACUGAUGGUGGAGCUGCCAGAAAGCAGCAGGUGAGCCCCGUCAGGGUGAAUUUGGAGCUGAGAGACUAUAAAUUGAUGACUGGUAUGGAAACUUGUCAGGUUCUAGAAAGGUUUUGGUGGGAGAAAACAUCAUAAGGGAAAUUUAAAAAAUGCUUCACCUGUCCAACUCUGACCUCCCUGUUUUGCAAUAUACUAUGCAGCCUGUCCAAGCCAAGAACCUGGAAUAAAGGUAAAAUAGCAAAAAUGUCAGGUCAUUUGGAAAACAGGCCCAGUAAGAAACCUUGGGCCAGUAUUUUCAAAAUCUAAUGAAUUUGAUAAUUUUGUAAAAGAAAACGGAUCUGAACUAGAAAUCUGGGACUAUUAUAAAUAUUCUGGAAUUAUAUGGAAGAAGAUCAGAAUAUCAGGGGAGUGGAUUGCGUUCCUUCAAUUGUGUUUCAUCAAGGUGCCACAUAACUUUUGAGUGUUUUUGGAAAUUGAGCGUUUCCUGCAAUUGGAAUGCUUUGUUUUGUAGUAUAUUGCUUCAAUUAAGCCAUGAUUUUUUUCUGUGUCUUCCACAUAUUACUCUUAAUUUUGCCUUUCAAGACAAUCUCACAUUUUGGUCUUCCUAAUAUUGGAACCAACAAAAAUAAUGCUACUUCCAUCUUUCAGGCUGUUUCUAGUUUCUAAAUUAUUUUUUUGGACAAAGUUUUAUGUUCAUUAUUGUCUCACUUUUUUUUGAAUGCUGUCUGGCUUUCCCUGUGUUGUUUAAAUGUCUAUAUUAUACAAAUGAUCCAGAGCCCUACUUAACAGCAAAACUCUAGAGUAUGCACUUUAUUUUUCGUGGUGAUAUAUGAUUGACAUAUAUUAGUUUCAGGUAUACAACAUAAUGAUUCGAUAUUUGUAUAUUUGUUAUUUGUAUAUAAGUCUAGUUAACAUCCAUCAACUGUAUUUUUUCUUAUUGCCACCCAUAGCUAAUUUUUUCCCAGCUUUGUUGAGGUAUAAUUGACAAAAUUGUAAGAUGUUUAAAGUGUAUGUCGUGAUGAUUUGAUAUACACAUGUUGUGAAAAGAUUCCUCCAUCUUGUUAAUACAUUCAUCACCUCAUAUUUAUCUCUCUCUUUUUUGGUGCGUUGUUUUCAAUUUUUAAGAAAUGUGGCAUCAGAUGUCCAAGAUGCAUAGAAUAGAUCAUAAAGGAUCUACAUAUUGUUCUUUGAUAAUUUAUUAUUCCAUUCAGCAUUCAUUUAUUUGGCUCUGCAUGGCGGUGGAAGGAGGAGAGAGGAGUGUAAGGGUGGGAGAGAUGAUGACAAAGUAUGGCUAUCGUGAGGAACUCGAUGGAAAUAUGUAAGUGGAUACAGUUACACUACCCCAGGUAAGUAUUGUUUCAGAGAAAUGAAGAUGGAGCAACUGCUAUUAAGGCACAGGCGGUGGAGCAGCUAAGUGGCCGGAAGAAUCAGGAAUGAGUUCGCUCAGGAGGGAAUGCUUGAGCUGAUCUCCAAAAUGAACAUAUUUGCCAUCAAAGAAAUUGGAUGGAAGGGUGUUUGCUCUAGGCAGAGAGUAAGACGUGCAAAGACUUGAGUCAUUAAAAAGGUCUGAUACAAAAUUACUGACUUGGAAGGGUAUGUUGUGUGUUGUUAGUGGAAGAAACCAGUGCUUUAAUAUCGGGCAGAUUUGUUUUAUGAUUCCACCAUUUAUUAGCUCUUUGUUGUAAACAAGCUCCUUGAUCUUGCCUGAGGCUUUAUUUAAAUUUUCCCUUCCAUUUGUAGUAGGUAGUUGGCAGUUUUGUUUCAAGAAUUAAAUGGUAAUGCCUCUCACGUGAUUUCAGUAAACACUAGCAGCUAAUAAUGUUAAUACACCUAGGUGGGGGGAGGCUUUGAGCUCAGCCCCUGGCAUUCAUUCACCAGUUACAACUCUUGAAAACUGUGCUGGAAUAUAUUAAGAAAUGCUCUUAUCUCCCUCUCUUCCCACACCAAGGUAUAACUCUUUUGAGGAGAAAGAAAUAUCUCUCUCCAUUCUGUAGGCCACAUACAUUCUUUAGACUGUAAGCAUUAUGAUUAGGAUCCCAAUUCUCUUCUUCCUCUUCAGGAUGCUUCAGCCCAGGGUUCCUGUUGGACCACUGAUGUCCUUUGUGCUCCGUCUCUCCUAGUUACCAUCCCCACACUCACAUAAUGGAAGGGUGUUUGAGCCUAGGCAAUGCUUUGCCAUUGUAAAGUGGUGGCCCUUGAAAGGAUACUUCGCUUUGGGUCUUCAGCAAGGUAUAGGCUUGACAUCAUGAGUUGGGAGUGGAGGUUCAAGGGAAGUACACUUGUUACUUAUCCUUUAGACCUCUUCACCGUACAUAUGAUUAAAGCAAGUUUAGCUGGUAGACUAGGCCAGUUGCCAUAGCCUCCCCAACACUCUCACUUCUAGUAGGAGAAAAGAGAAGGUGUGAGGUGGGGAACGAGUAAAAACAGAAAGGGACAACGAGGUGAAAUACGAACUUUGAUAGCAUCACUAUUUUGAACUAACAGACCCUGCUUUGGUUAGUUUUUUCAUGGAUUAGUAGAAGUUUCAGAUUCCUAGCUGGUGACCAUGCCUACAAAGUAACUUUACAAGGGGAUGUUACAACAUCUGUAUCCUGGUUUGCAUGUGACUUGUUUUCUGUAUACAGUAGAAUGUCAAAUUUGAGGGGUUCAGUUUCAGUGUCAGGUCUCUACUUAGCCAUGGUCACAAAGAGGAGCCCCCAAGUAUGAAAGGAUGAGUAAGGUAUAGAGGUGAGGGGUGAGGAGUAGAGGGGACAUCUGCCAGGAUGAUUGGAAGGGUAGGAAUCGUCUGUUGUCUAGUAGGGAUAGAAGGGGGACUCCCCUUUGAGUCAUCUUUGUAGAGUUCUGAAUUGUAAAAGUAGGAGCUGAUGUCUCUGUAUCCCAGUUCUAGGAUCUAGAAAUGUCUAGAUUUUAUAGCACAGAGUUUUUAUAGCAUUCUUUGCCCCAUAGUCUCAGGUUCAGGUGGGAAAGUCCAAACUCUUAGCAUUACCUGUGUAGCAGGAGCCUUUCUGACUGUUGGAAGGCCUCACUUGGCAAGAAUGACACAAAUGAGGGCUUUGGUUCAGUACUUUAAACAGUAUCUUGUCCAAGAGUCACAUAUUCUGGGCUUCCCUGGUGGCACAGUGGUUAAGA
Molecule: messenger RNA, 9420 nt
Organism: Delphinapterus leucas (beluga whale)
Lineage: Eukaryota; Metazoa; Chordata; Mammalia; Artiodactyla; Monodontidae
Gene: C14H18orf54
Product: chromosome 14 C18orf54 homolog
Source: RefSeq, a predicted model, not a curated record